CACAACUCUUGGUGGAGCUUGAUUAUUACCACCUGUGUUCACUUGACGUCAAGUUGGUGCGAGCAAAACAAUGUGACUGUAUCACCGUUAGCUUUGUGUAUUAUGUUGCCAAAGUCCACUGUCGACGACUAGAAGGUAUUUUUGCCCUGAAUCAUGCUGAACAACAACACAGGCCCAGUGGCCAAACUCUACUUGUCCAUAAUUGAUGAUGUGAUUGAGAGUAUGCGGGAGCUCUUUUUGGAUGAAGGGCUUGAAGACCGCGUCCUGGAUGAUUUAAGACAUCUUUGGGAGGCAAAGAUGAUGCAGUCAAAAGCAAUGGAAGACUUCAGAAAAAAUAAUAUCAACUCAUCCAACUUUGUGCUGCAGCUCCCUGCCAGCUACAGUCGGACAGAUCAAGAACUCACAGCCUCAGUUGUGAUCCCUGCGAGUCACAAUAUCCACAGUUUCCCAAUGAAGACCAACUCCGAGACAAUUGCUACUUUCUCUCUUCCUGCUGGGUUAUCGUACCCUGUGCAGAUACCAGCUGGAGUCACUCUUCAAACCGCCUCUGGUCAACUUUACAAGGUCAACGUUCCUGUUGUGGUCACUCAGGCUCCAGCAGGUCAGCCUCUUAUAUCCCGAACCAUGCAGAGAGUGUUUGUGGGGAGGGAAGCUCCUGCCCCCCAGUCAUCUACUGUCCCACCAAAAACCACUCGGCCUCAGGAGGUGGAUCCACCCUCUGUUCCAGCUUUUUCUCUUCAACUGCCGCGACAUUCACAGGUUGAUAUCCCCCCUUGUCAGGAGAAGAGUGUCCCCCAACCACCUCAAGUUCCUGCUGCUGAGCCAUCGCAGCUUCAAGGGGCCCGCUCUCCAGAGCCAGACAUCAACCUGGAAGAAAAUGAGCAGAGUCCACAACGCGAACCUGUGAACCUCAGUAUGAACGCCUCACCCUGCAGUCAGUUAUUAGAGCAGAUCAGCAGCGAGGAGGCUUUGACUCAGACGGCACAGUUUAAGAGCCGAGACAUUGAUGACAUCCUGAAAGAAGUGAUUGAGGAGGAGAGAGAGAAGGCAGAAAGGGCGAGGAACCUAGCGCCAGCUAAGAAUGACAACCAGUCUGAUCCUGUUCUUGGGCUGGACCUGGACUUCAACUACAAUGAGCUGUCGGACAUCGUUCAGCUGGAUGGUCCUGCGGGGAACUCGGACAUGGAGGAGGAAGAGGGAGGUCCCAUGGAAGAGAACGACUUUCUGGGUAUAAUCAACGCAGAGGCCAUAAAGGCCCUGCAGGAGGGGGAGGGAAGCAGCGACGGAAACAGCGUCUCCUCCAGCAGCGACAGCGAGGGAGCAGAUCUCGCCGAAGCAGUUGAAGAGGAUCCUUUGAACUCAGGCGAUGAUGUGCACGAGCAGGACAUCCCAGAUCUCUUUGACACUGACAAUGUAAUCGUCUGCCAGUAUGACAAAAUCCAUCGCAGCAAGAACCGCUGGAAGUUUCAUUUGAAAGACGGAGUGAUGUGUUACGGAGGCAGGGACUACGUGUUCUCUAAAGCUGUCGGAGAGGCCGAGUGGUGAUGAGCAUCAGCACUCUUCAACGCAUCAGAUCAUCAUGUAGAGCGACGGGAAACUGAUCCAAAAGGGAAAAAUAAUCAGUGAAUUUAGACCUCUUGGUGGUGUCAUUUGGCUCGCAGAGAAGGCAGUUAAACACCUCUGUGUGAAAUCACUGAUACUUUAGUUUUUCAUUAUGUAAUUAUCAGAACAAUACCGCAAGUCAUUUAAAAUGUAACAACCAAUUACAUUCAGCGUUGCUUCUGGAUAAAGUGUACUGAGACAGACGGCAUGAAUUUCUGUUGUUAAAUAUUUACCUGAAAAUACUUUUCUUUAUUAGUAGAGCAAAAGAUUAUUUGACCUGGAAUAUAUUUUCUUCUGUCAUGAUCAUGUUGCUUUGAAGGUACCUAAUUUGCUGUUUGAUUUGUAGUAAUGCCUUGACUUUAAUUAUGCUUCAAAUACACAGAACUGCACUGUUGUGCUGCAUUCAAUUAACCCUUUUCUUUCUGACAACCCUGACAAAGCCUUUGUUGCCUUGUUACAUUAUUUACCUAAUGAACUAAGUGUGUUUGUUUUCUUUUCACUAUUGAACCAAACGGCUGCAUGCAAAUUCACUGGAAUACGACACAGUUCAUUUAUAAAAGCCAGCAUGGACACUACAAUCGAUUUAAU
Molecule: messenger RNA, 2190 nt
Organism: Gymnodraco acuticeps
Lineage: Eukaryota; Metazoa; Chordata; Actinopteri; Perciformes; Bathydraconidae
Gene: gtf2a1l
Product: general transcription factor IIA, 1-like
Exons: 9
Coding region: 154-1545 (463 amino acids)
Biological process (GO): transcription initiation at RNA polymerase II promoter; transcription by RNA polymerase II
Cellular component (GO): transcription factor TFIIA complex
Source: RefSeq, a predicted model, not a curated record